Messenger RNA from Panonychus citri (citrus red mite), 1280 nucleotides. Its product is annotated as protein MAK16 homolog B-like. Gene Ontology annotation, cellular component: nucleolus; preribosome, large subunit precursor. The coding region runs from base 265 to 1116 and encodes 283 amino acids. NCBI's taxonomy places the organism in Eukaryota, Metazoa, Arthropoda, Arachnida, Trombidiformes, Tetranychidae. The transcript is spliced from 4 exons. Gene Ontology annotation, biological process: maturation of 5.8S rRNA; maturation of LSU-rRNA. The record is from RefSeq and is a predicted model, not a curated record.
GUUUAUAUUUAAUUAUUUCUUUUAUUUGAUAAAAUUAAUUUGAUUUACUGUUUGUUGAUUACUCAUUUUUUUCUGUUCUCGAUCAUCAGUUCUGUUCUAUUGAGUGAAAACCACAAAGAUAAAUAGUUUUUCUAUUUGAAACCUUAUGGUUUCCACGUGCAACUUAAAUUGAUUGUGUUUAUUUUAUUAAUUCACCAUUGAUUUGUAAUUCGUUUUUAUUGUUGUUAACUAACUAGUUUAAUAUUCUUUCAUUCUAAAUCAACCAUGCAACAUGACGAUGUUAUUUGGAAUACAUUGAGAGCUGGAACUUGUUCUUAUAAGCUUAAGAGCAUAACUCAGGAUUUCUGUAAAAAUGAAUACAAUGUUAUGGGUCUGUGUAAUCGUAGCAAUUGUCCUUUGGCAAAUAGUAACUAUGCUACUGUACGGGAAGAGGAAGGAGUUUGUUAUCUUUACAUUAAGACAAUUGAAAGAGCCGCUUUUCCAGCCAAAUUAUGGGAAAAAAUUCGAUUAUCUAAAGAUUAUCAAACUGCAUUGCAAGAAAUUGACAGACAUUUAAUCUACUGGCCAUUCCAAUCGAAACACAAGUGUAAAAAACGAUAUACAAAAAUUUUUCAAUAUCUCAUGCGAAUGAGAAAAAUGGCCACUAGAAGACAAAAGAAAUUGGUGACAAUGCCGAGGAAGAUUGAAAGAAGAGAAAGAAGAAGAGAAGUUAAAGCCUUAUUAGCUGCGAAAUUGGAUAAUGCGAUUGAAAGGGAGCUUUUAGAAAGGUUGAAACAAGGAACUUAUGGUGAUAUGUAUAAAUUCCCAGAAACUGCUUUCGAUAAAGCCAUGCAAGACGAAGACGCUGACAGUGAAGUCGAAAUCGAAGAUGAACCAAGCACUUCGAAAGAAGCAAAAUCAAAGGAAAAGAAAGUACAGUUUGUUGCUGCCGAAGAUUUUGAGGAAACUGAUUCAGAAAUGGAAGAAUAUUCAGCAACUGAUACUUCAGAAGAUGAAUCAGAAAUGGAAAGUGAAUCAGAGGAAGAAGAAUUAAUCAAAGAAAGGAUCAAGAGGAGUCGACCAAGAGUUGUCAUCGAAUACGAGAAGCCUAAAAUUGCUGAGACAAAGAAAAAUUAAGAAUUUAAUUGUUGAUCAAAAACUAAUUUAAAUUUCUACCUUUUCUUCAAAUUAACCAUUUGAUCAAUUAUAUGCUUUUUAUAUAUUAUAAUAACAGCUACUUCCACGGGAGAUGAAAAUAAAACCAAGACAACAAUCAAAUGUGUCUUGAUCAACUAUUACAA